This is a messenger RNA of Hydractinia symbiolongicarpus, 3035 nucleotides long. Its product is annotated as pyridoxal kinase-like. Bases 1505 to 2419 code for a protein of 304 amino acids. NCBI's taxonomy places the organism in Eukaryota, Metazoa, Cnidaria, Hydrozoa, Anthoathecata, Hydractiniidae. The record is from RefSeq and is a predicted model, not a curated record. Gene Ontology annotation, biological process: pyridoxal 5'-phosphate salvage. Gene Ontology annotation, cellular component: cytosol. The transcript has 11 exons. Gene Ontology annotation, molecular function: pyridoxal kinase activity.
AAAUUGAAAGUGAUAAUAAAGGUAAAGUAUAUAGAAUAAAAAGAAAUUAGAAAGGUGCAAAACAAAUAAAUAAAUUAAAAACUAAAUUGUAAAUCUUGUGGAAAUCUUGUGAAAAUAAUGUAAAAUUUUCAUAUUUUUUAACUGUGAAUUUUUCUGCAUGCGAAAAUUAUUACUAUUAUGGCAGUGGUAAAUUGUGUAUGGAUGUAGCCUCUAAAAUUUAGUAUUAGGGAAAUGAAUUAAACUAGCAGCAGCAGGUCUAGGCAAUUUUAUUAGUUAUCAUGACAUGACAAGAUUAUGUGAAAAAAUAAUUUGACAUUGAAAAGUAUUUUAAUAAUGAUUGUAGAUUAGUUUUGUGAAAAAAAUUGUAGGUAAUUCUAAAUGAACAAGCAAAUCCAUAGAUGGACAGUAAGUAAGAUGGACAGUAAGUAGAGAGCUUUUUAUGCCCCGACCCUUCAAAUUUUUUUUGUAAUAACUUUUGAAGCAUACAUUAUAGAGGUUGGAAUUUGUUACCUUUUUUACAAUUUUAGUUAAUGGAUCAUCAAAAUUCUUUUAUUUCGGUUGUCCCCUAAUGUGCUAACAAACAUUUGUGUCAAGUUUUGCGCCAAUAUGAUGUCUGCUGGCUUAUCAAUAACGGAAGAACAAUUGCUCUUGCUCACGCAAAGGCUCGCCCAAUUCUGAGGAAUGAGAAACUUGCUGAGCCAUUAAUUGCUCCCCCAAUUCCAAAAAAAAAAAAUUUGGAGCUGAGCAAUAUCAAUUUAUCUCACAUGGAAAUCAAUGUUCUCCUUAUUAUUUACAGUAAAAAACAAAAAUAUAUAAAAAAGAUAAAGUAAAAUAAAAAAAGACUUUGUGAUAAAAUAUGCGUUUAUAUCUAUUCUAUUCUAUUUAUUCAGAUUGCUUGCCCAGUCUAAAUUAUUGUAAUUUUGGGGAAUCGAUUUUUCGCUCGAGUGUUAUUCUCUUAUUGAUAGGCCUUUAUAUCUGCUUUAUUAUUUUUGAAGAGGGUAUUUAUCCUUCCACAGGCUUUUUAUAGCCCCCCAAAAAGGCUUAAAUAAAGUUAACAUUAAUCUUUAUGUUUCCCUUCGAACCACCUUGCUAUUUUUCAUUAUUACAAACUCUCUUCUGUUGUACUUUUUAGGUUUCUUGAGAUUAAAACUCCAACAGAAAUGCAAAAUUUAUUUCACAGAAAAUAAAUUAAUGUAUGCAAGCAAAAUGUGGAAAAUAUAUCCCAGAUGCAGAACUUGACAAUAAUCAAUUUUAAACAUAGAUGGUCCAAAGUUUAACACAACAGUUGUGUCAAUUUAUCAAACAUUUGAGUACAUCAAUGUAUACCAUUAAAAAAAGUUCACAACCCUAUUUAAAAUCUUAAUUCGAAACCCCUAAACAAUUGCCACAUUGCCAAAAAGUCUUUCUUGUCUCAAUGGUUGAAUUUCAGCUUUAAUGUUCAUAAAGUUUUAUUUUAGAUAUAUAAAAAAGGUUAUUAGAAGCGUUUAAUUUGGUGAAUGUGUUAAUGGCAAUGGAAAAGUUGAAACGUAUUCUGUCAAUACAAAGUCAUGUUGUGUCUGGCUAUGUUGGAAACAAGUCUGCAACAUUUCCCUUACAGGUUCUAGGUUUUGAUGUGGAUGCAAUGAAUUCUGUACAAUUGUCUAACCACACAGGUUAUAAAUCAAUUCAAGGUCAAGUUCUACAGGCAGAAGAGUUAAAAGUACUUUUUAAUGGUUUGAAAGAAAAUGAAAUUGAUAUUUACUCUCACUUUUUAACAGGAUAUUGUGGCUCAGAAUCAUUUCUAAAGGAGAUAGUAAAUGUUUUAAAACACCUCAAAUUAAAAAACCCUAACAUAAUAUAUGUGUGUGAUCCUGUUAUGGGAGAUGAUGGGAAAUUUUAUGUUCCUGAAAGUUUGCUGCCGAUCUAUCGUGAUGAACUUGUUCCUCUCGCUGAUAUCUUGACUCCUAAUCAAUUCGAAGCUGAACUUUUAACUGGGGUGGAAAUAAAAACUGAGUCAGAUGCCUGCAAGGCAUUAAAGUUGCUGCACAGCAUAGGAGUUAAAACAGUCAUUCUCACAAGUACAUGUUUAGAGAACGAAGACAGGUUGGUUUUACUGGCUUCACAGCAUGAUAAAAAGGGCCACUAUAUUCGUCUACCGGUUCCACGACUUGAUGAGACCUUUACUGGUACUGGGGAUUUGUUUUCCAGCAUGCUGUUGGCAUGGCUACACGUGCAUCCGGAUAAUCUAAAGCUGGCAUGCGAAAAGACCAUGUCUGCAAUGCAAGCGGUGUUGAAAAAAACGUUGAUGGAAGCGAAUGCUCUUGCUGAAGAAGGAAAGAAACCAUCAGUUGCACAAAAAGAACUUCGUCUAGUUCAAAGCUUAGACAUAAUCCGAAAUCCCGAAGUAACAUUCACGGCUGAAAUUCGAACCUUCACGUAAUAUUUUUUUAUUCUUGCAGAAACUGAGCGUUUAAAAAGUUUAAAUGAAAUUAAUUAAAAUUUCAGUAGGAUUAAUUUUGAACGAUUUUACACUUCAUCCAAACAUAAUGCAUUUAUUAAUAUCAAAUAUUUAAAACAUUUACAUUUAUCUUGCCAAUUUUGUUAACACAAUUUUAACACAAAAUUAUAUUUUUAAAAAUUUAAAUAAAAGAUUAUAAAAUUGUAAUACAAAAUUAUAUUUUAUUUUUUAUUAUUUUGUUUGCAACAAUGCUAUACUUUUAACUCUUCUAAAUGUUUUUGCAACUUUAAUAUCUCAUAGCUAGAAUUUUGCCUCUGGAAAGUAUUGCUGUUUAUCACUGUCUUAUGCUUGCUAUCACACUGUUUAUUAUUCCGUUUUUAAAACGGAUAAUGGCAUUUAUGUGUCAUAAAACCAAUUAUCCUUGUAAGUUUAUAUUUGUGUGUGGCGUUAAAAGUGGUAGCUAUUAAUUGUAUAUACACGACAGUUUGAGAGUGGGAAAAAAACAAAACAAAUAAUAAAGGUCUAAGUACAAAUAGAAAAAAUAGCAAUGUUAUAUUGAUAAUAAUAUUUACGAAAAAAGUCUUGGAUUUUUAUCAUU